Vanessa atalanta (red admiral) is the source of this 2594-nucleotide messenger RNA. RefSeq names its product ras-related protein Rab-35 (gene Rab35). The transcript is spliced from 4 exons. Gene Ontology annotation, cellular component: plasma membrane; endosome membrane. Gene Ontology annotation, molecular function: GTPase activity; GTP binding. The record is from RefSeq and is a predicted model, not a curated record. Gene Ontology annotation, biological process: endocytic recycling. NCBI's taxonomy places the organism in Eukaryota, Metazoa, Arthropoda, Insecta, Lepidoptera, Nymphalidae. Bases 179 to 781 code for a protein of 200 amino acids.
UGCAACGGAACGACAAGACAACUAAGAGACAAUGGCGGACGUUUUGUAAAGUGACGCAAGCUAACGUUCUACGGCAUGCGUUUAUUUAAUUUUUCGCCUCUAGAAGUUGUUGAUCAAUUACUAUUUUUAUCAAUAAACACAUGACCAAUUAAGGGAUUGAACAUAUAUCUAACAAGCAAUGGCUCGCGAGUUUGAUCACCUCUUCAAACUGCUGAUUAUCGGUGACAGUGGUGUUGGUAAGAGCUGUCUUCUACUGCGGUUUGCCGAUAAUACAUUCUCCGGUAGUUACAUUACGACGAUAGGUGUAGAUUUCAAAAUAAGAACUUUAGAGAUAAACGGUGAACGGGUUAAACUGCAGAUAUGGGAUACGGCCGGUCAGGAAAGAUUCAGGACAAUUACGAGCACUUAUUACAGAGGAACUCACGGUGUAAUCGUUGUAUACGACGUCACUAAUGGGGAGUCCUUUGCUAAUGUCAAGAGGUGGUUACAUGAGAUUGAACAGAACUGCGAUGUCGUUAACAAAGUUUUAGUUGGCAAUAAGAAUGACUGCCCUUCACGAAAAGUAGUUGUUACCGAGGAUGCUCAGAGGUUUGCCAGUCAAAUGAAUAUACCAUUGUUUGAAACCAGUGCAAAGGAGAACAUCAAUGUUGAAGAAAUGUUUCUUACAAUAACAAAAAUGGUCUUAAGGUCUAAAUUGGAAAUGAAAGAGCGACAGAAUGUAACAGCAAACGACACAGUAAAUUUAAAGAGGAGCCACAAAACGAAAAAGAAAUGUUGCUAGUGACCAUCCACUAUGGCACAAUCCAGGGGUGUCACUUAUAAAAUGCUCAAAUAUUGAGAGAUAGUUGCACAACCCUAGCAGGACACUAUGGGACCUCGGCCAUAUAAUGUUUACCAAUGAAAUAGAACCUUCCUGUGUUGAUGUAAGGUACAAAUAAAGUGUAUUUCGACAUCAACAUUAUAUACAGUUAGUUUUAUGGAACUAGUGGAUUUUUGUACCUUGUUGUGUAAGUUGAUCUCUAUUGAAUAUUAUCAUGGCAGUGUUACUAUUAUCAAGGUCAUCACUGUUUGAUGCUAUCUGUUCAUCCUCCCUUAAGUUUACACCAGGCAGUCUGUGCUGGGUUGAACGAUCUCAUUCUAAUGAGCAUUAUGAAUAAUUUACUCCAAAAAUUACAUUAGGAAUAUUAUGAAUGCAUAGUUAAUGUGUAUAAUUGUACUCUCAUAAUCAAAAUUUAUGUGAUGGAGUGCUAUGUAUGAUAUGAAGUUGGUUUGAAUAAUGGUGAAUUUGUCUUGCAAUGGAUCAUCACAUUGAUUCUAAUGACAGUGUUAGUAUUAAAACUUGAAUGUGUUUAAAUUAAAGUAUUAUGUUUUAUUAUUUAACAUUUAUUAUAAUAUUUGAGCUGAAUUUGUUGUAGACAAUCUCGGAAACGAAAUAAUUUGAUAUAGCCUCUUUCAUGUAUUGAGGGAUUGCAAGACUUUCAAUUAUAAUAGUUUAUAUAUGUUAUAUGUAAAAUAGAGAUUGUGUACAAUAUAAUCGAAGCCAGUAUCAUAUUAUUAAUGAAUUUCAAACACAAUUGCCUAAUGUGUAAUUUCUCAUUAAAUGUUUGUAACUUAAAUAUUGUUGGAUCCAGUUAGGAAUUUAAAAAGUGAGAUCAUAUUUAUAUUUUUUUAAAUUAAUAUUGGCAAAGUAUAAUCUAAAUGUGUAUCUGGAUAGGUAAUAAAUAUGUAAUGCGAUAUUAUUUAACUUAACACAAAUGCUAACCACUCAAUCAAUGUAAAUAUUUUUUGCACAGGUCACACUUGAUAUAAUUUAUCAAGAGUGAAAUGAGUUUUCACUCAUGAUUAAAUUUAUGGACCAUUGAAAGUUAAUUUUUGUUGGAUUUUUUUUUCGAUAAUCUGUAAUAGACAAUCUCUUAAUUUUUCUAAAUAUCUAGAGUGAAAGUGACAUUAUAAUGGCCUAAUUGUUUUUGUUAACUGUAAAUGCAGUUUAAAAAUUGUUAAUUUUGUCCUAUUGAGUUGUAUGUAUUAUACCAAAAUAGUAAAGUAUUAAAGUGAAAUUUUACACUGCUAUGUUAACACUCAAUUAAGGUUUUUUACUGGACCAUAGUGCAAAAUAAAUUUUGGGAUCAUAAGUAAUGUAUGCAUCAGGAAUACGGCGAGUAGGUUUAAUAAAACUUGAAAACAUAUAAUUUGUAGUAUGAAAUUAUUAAAUACCAAAACAUUUUGUAAAUAUCAAUAAAAAUAUUUUAGAUUUCUUAUAGAUUUAUUUAAAUUAAAAAAUUACUUGAAAUGCUUAACUUAUCACCAAGAAUGUAAGAAAUAAUAAAUUUAGUUUUAUUAAUAAUAUUCAUUCCGUACAAUUUUGUACUUUAUUAUUAGGCUGGCCAAAGAAAAUUGAUUGAAUACUCUUUACAAGACGAACAUAGUGAAUAUUAAUCGUCUUAAAUAAAAAAUGAGCUUUGAGGUAUUAGAAGUUGCCAGUCUAAUAGUUUGCAGCAUUUUGCUUUAUUUUGAAUUGGUACUUGUAUUAUUUUUAAGUUAUGUAUAUGUUCAUACCAGCAUUUUAAAAGUGUAAAUAGAUAUAUUUUGCCCAU